AUGAGACAACCAUUGGGGAUGAAAAACAAAGCUGCAAUGGGUACUUACCUAGGCUGUCCCAUGGAUGUAGAUGGGAGGAGCUCGACAAAAUUUGACUACUUGGUGGAGAGGGUCUCAAAGAAAAUUUCUUUAUGGAAGUUUUCUUGUUUAUCUCAAGGAGGGAAACUGAUCCUCAUGAACAGUAUCAUUAUUGCUAUGGCAUCCCAUGUCAUGGCCCUCUAUCUGGUACCGAAAGGUGUGUUAAAAAGAAUCUCAUCUCUUUUUACUAAAUUCUUCUGGGCAUCAUCAAUGGAAAAAACUCCAGUUUAUUGGAGAGCUAGAACAUUACUGGAGAAGCACACUUCUGAAGGUGGCCUAAGCUUAAGAAAUGUAGAGAAACUGAACGUGGCGUUAGUAGGGAAGCAAGCAUGGAGUAUUCACAACAACCCGCACUGUUUGGUAGGCAGAGUUGUCACAGGCAAGUACAGGUACUCACCGAUUAUAAUGGCAAGAAAUGGCAUGACUUUGGGUCGAGUUUCUUUGAGUUUCAAAAGCAUGGUUAGGGCAGCGGAUAAACUCAACAUGGGAGUUGGGAUGCUGAUAGGUGAUGGGAAUAAUAUUGACAUUGAGCAAGAUGUAUGA
This is a messenger RNA of Spinacia oleracea (spinach), 621 nucleotides long. RefSeq lists its product as uncharacterized. The transcript is spliced from 2 exons. Bases 1 to 621 code for a protein of 206 amino acids. The record is from RefSeq and is a predicted model, not a curated record. NCBI's taxonomy places the organism in Eukaryota, Viridiplantae, Streptophyta, Magnoliopsida, Caryophyllales, Amaranthaceae.